Messenger RNA from Hipposideros armiger (great roundleaf bat), 1552 nucleotides. It is a transcript of the gene TRIM13, whose product is annotated as tripartite motif containing 13. The transcript is spliced from 3 exons. Bases 314 to 1537 code for a protein of 407 amino acids. The record is from RefSeq and is a predicted model, not a curated record. Gene Ontology annotation, molecular function: zinc ion binding. Lineage: Eukaryota; Metazoa; Chordata; Mammalia; Chiroptera; Hipposideridae.
CGCCGCGCGGCCCCUCUGGAAGGGAGAGAAGCGAGGCGCUCGGGACUCUGCCGCCUUCGGGCGCACCGUGGGCGGCGGCAGUGGGAGACCCCCGAAAGACGCCCGCCUCUGCCCACCCUCUCCCUCUCCCCGGGAAAAGCGAACCUCGAGAGGUGGAACAAAGGCGAAACCCAGCCGGGGAGGCGGACCGAGUAGCCUCGUUUGAUUGUCAGUCACAACGUGAAAAAAAAAAAAAGCCCAAAACCCUGAUUCCUUUGCCUUGGGAAAUAGUAACCCUGACGAAUACACCUGCUUGCAGAGGACAGAGGAUGUGAUGGAGCUGCUUGAAGAAGAUCUUACGUGCCCAAUUUGUUGCAGUCUGUUUGAUGAUCCCCGAGUUUUGCCUUGCUCACACAACUUUUGCAAAAAAUGCUUAGAAGGGCUCUUAGAAGGGAAUGUGCGGAAUUCGUUGUGGAGGUCAUCUCCAUUCAAGUGCCCCACGUGCCGUAAGGAAACUUCAGCUUCUGGAGUCAACAGCCUGCAGGUUAAUUACUCCCUGAAGGGUAUUGUGGAGAAGUACAACAAGAUCAAGCUCUCUCCCAAAAUGCCAGUGUGCAAAGGACACUUGGGGCAGCCUCUCAACAUUUUUUGCCUGACUGAUAUGCAGCUGAUUUGUGGGAUCUGCGCUACUUGUGGUGACCACACCCAGCAUGUCUUCUGUUCUAUUGAAGAUGCUUAUGCUCAGGAAAGGGAUGCCUUUGAGUCCCUCUUCCAGAGCUUUGAGACCUGGCGUCGGGGAGAUGCUCUUUCUCGCUUGGAUACCUUGGAAACUAGCAAAAGGAAAUCUCUACAGUUACUGACUAAAGACUCAGAUAAAGUGAAAGAGUUUUUUGAGAAGUUACAACACACAUUAGAUCAAAAGAAGAAUGAAAUCUUGUCUGACUUUGAGACCAUGAAACUUGCGGUUAUGCAAGCCUAUGACCCAGAAAUUAACAAACUCACCACCAUCUUGCAGGAACAACGAAUGGCCUUUAACAUUGCUGAGGCCUUCAAAGACGUGUCAGAACCAAUCAUAUUUCUGCAGCAGAUGCAGGAGUUCAGGGAGAAAAUAAAAGUCAUCAAGGAAACUCCUUUACCUCCCUCUAAUUUGCCCACAAGCCCUUUAAUGAAGAACUUUGAUACCAGCCAGUGGGAAGACAUAAAACUGGUAGAUGUGGAUAAACUCGCUUUGCCUCAAGACACUGGCACGUUCAUUAGCAAGAUUCCCUGGAGCUUUUAUCCGUUACUUGUGGUAGUCAUCCUGCUUGGCUUUCUCGUUUUCCUCGGUCCUGCUAUAUUCCUAGAAUGGUCGUUCGUUGAUGAAUUCUCAACCUGGAAAGACCAUCUUUCACACUUCAGUUCCUAUCUGACUAAAUCACCUGAUUUUGUGGAACAAUCGAUUUUUUACUGGGAACAGGUGACAGAUGGGUUUUUCAUUUUCAGUGAAAGAUUCAAGAAUUUUACUUUGGUGGUGCUGAAUAAUGUGGCAGAAUUUAUGUGCAAAUACAAACUAUUAUAAAAUCUGUUUCAAGUA